AUUCAAAGUCGUUACGGCUCAAAUCUCUGGCUUACCUGUCUUUCCGGGCAUCGUGAAUGACCAUGGCUGUUAAAUCUCUAAUUAAAAAAAAAAAGAAAAAAAAGAAGAAGGUUUCAGGAAGUAACCAUUUUAAACUUUUCCCUUCCUAUCCAUCACCUUCCCUACAUCCCAUCGAUCCCCACCUUCCCAUUUCAAUAUCUCAAACCAGCUUCUUGAUUCAUCUCUCUGCAGCCACCGAAUAAACUAAACCUAAAAAGGUUCAACUUCCUUGUAAAGGGGUAUAUAUAAGCAUCUAACCAUGAGCCUCAAUUGUCUUACCUGCCAAGACCUGCAAAGGAGUGAUUCUGAGAGAGAGAAUUUGCAAGGUAAAAGACAUAAAAAUAAUAAACUAUGUUGCAUUAAGGUGGAAAGAAGCUGGUCAGGAAAAUUGAGCCCGCCAUCUUAUGGGCAAGUGGGGAGAAAUUCUAAUCUGUUUUCUGCAAGAAGGGUGAUCAAGAAAGAGCCUCGCCGCUUAAACAUCACAGGAGGUGUUACAUUCAAGGGAUGUGACGAGCCAAAGUUGGUGAGGAGCUCUGGAAUGAGAAGGGAUUGGAGCUUUGAGGAUUUAAGAAAAGCAUGCAACGGAAAUUAUUAACAUAUAUGCGUUCUAAUUAUAUAUCAACCCCAGCCACAUACAUUUUUUUCAAUUUUUUUUAGGUACCUGCCAUGUUCACAUCUUCAUGCUCAUAACUAUUUGAUUUGCAUUGCAUUGCGCGGCAUCGUGAUUUAUGGGGCUUUUAUAUGAGGAUUUUCCCAGCAAGGAUUUCUCCAUGUGCGAAUAUUUGUAAGAGUUAAUUCAGAUUUUGCAUCAAGAGGGUGGGAGCUUGAAGGAUUGUUAUUUGCAGACGAAGUGCUGAUGGAAUAAGGUGAUGGCAAUCCUUUUAAUAUUUGCUUACCAGCUAUCAUCUCAUGUGAUGUGCUGCCUUAAGAUCAUGUAAGCAUUAGUACUAUUUUUGCUGAAAAAACAAAAAGAAGUUGCUAUCAGAACCUUUUGUAAAGAGGUAAGGGAUGAAGGUUGCGUGGUGGAUACAAGAUGAACCCAGCUUUCCCCUGGUGGAAUAUUAGGACAAUGAUAUGCUGCUCUAUUAUCAGUCUUCAACUAGGUUUUCUGUCGAAAUUGUGCAUACAUUGGUUCAAAUCACCGUUUGUCUGUACUGAUCCAGAAUCCCAGACAAUAAAUUUAUAGCUUGGAUCGUGGAGAUCAAAACGUCCGUCUACUGAUCUGCCAUGUGAUCUGGAUAUGCGGGGAUAUUAUUUUAAAACUCAUAUUUUUUGUUUCAUAGUAAGCAUUUGAUUGGAUAUUGGGCUUGUAAUUUAUUUAUUUAUUUUACCUUAUAUAUAAGAUUUUUUAAAA
Populus trichocarpa (black cottonwood) is the source of this 1393-nucleotide messenger RNA. RefSeq lists its product as uncharacterized. Lineage: Eukaryota; Viridiplantae; Streptophyta; Magnoliopsida; Malpighiales; Salicaceae. The transcript has 2 exons. The record is from RefSeq and is a predicted model, not a curated record. Bases 299 to 634 code for a protein of 111 amino acids.